Molecule: messenger RNA, 2730 nt
Organism: Neurospora tetraspora
Lineage: Eukaryota; Fungi; Ascomycota; Sordariomycetes; Sordariales; Sordariaceae
Exons: 3
Coding region: 1-2730 (909 amino acids)
Biological process (GO): intracellular transport
Source: RefSeq, a predicted model, not a curated record
AUGGAUUCGCAACCGAACAAGAGGCGUAGCAUCUUUGGCCUGGCCACCAAUCUCUUCCGCGGCUCCUCUGCGCCCGCCGACGACUCUGAUUCCAAGACUGAACCCCCCCAGCAGAAUGGCAUCAACAAGGCCCAGUCCGUCCCGCGCAUCGACUUCAACAGCGCAACGCAUGAAAGCCCUGCUAAGCGCGCGUCCGAUGCGCAGUUGGCAUCCCGCAAGCUCAUCGGCCGCCCUCAGGGCCCGUCCAGCAAGCUUGCCCAGUCCUUCACCAGCACAGACUUCACAGAACUGUCAUCGGCACCGCAAAAGAAGAUCACAUUCCAUACUGCUUCGGCGGCCGGCGCGACGAGGAGGAUGCCCGGCGACAACCCCUACAAGUCGCCUUCAUUCACAAAUGGAGCCAAGGGUCCGGUUGUCAACGGAAACGGUGCCAAAGCAGCCAGCUUCUCUGGAACUGGCACGAGCACAGCGCCGAGCAACAUCUUCCGUUCUGGCACUCCUUCCCUUUACCAGCGGCCCAGCGGCACGACCUUUGCUCCUCGCAUCGUUCCUGGCGGCCUGAAGAGCAGCCUUCCCCAGAGCACCCCCGGUCGCACUUCGCGCGGUACAACCGCUGAGCUCCUUGGUGCCGUCCCGGUCAACACGGAGCUUUUCAAGAUGAGGAUCCCUGAGCCUCCUCAUCACUUGACCGGCGAGGUGCUGGCUAAAGAAGUCCCAGAUGAUCCCAACAGGGCCGGUUCCAUUUAUGCCGACGAGUUUUUGGCACACUACUGUCCGCCCGAUCUCGAUGAGCAACAGAAAAAGCAGUUUUUCUGCAUCCUCGAUUUGAGGCGACUCAAGUAUGCCGCCGAUGAGAUAUUCACCAAGAAGGAUUGGAAGAUCAAUAUUCUAAACUUUGCAAAGGAGUACGAGAAGAGCCGUAGCUUGAUUAUGCUGCGGUACGGCUUGUACGAAUUCAAGACGGUUAGGGCUUCGGAAGAAAUCAAGAAGGAAUGGAGGCAAAAGCAUGGAAUUGCGGAAUCCGAGGAAGAAGCCAGCGCAUUCUCGAAUCUCAAGACACCGGCUGGCUCGAAGAGAAAGGCCGAAGAGGAACUGUCGCCAAUUGACGGCGCCCUAAAGGCUUCCACCACCGCUAGUAACAAGCGCCCGCGUGCUCCAGAACCGACCAGCCCUUCGCCAAUUAAGCAAAAGCCUAAGCGCAAGGCCUCGACGGUUGGAUCGCCAGACGAAGUUCAGCCAGCCAAGCUGCAAAAGGCCUCGGGAACCCCAACCAAGGCGUCCUCUGCCACCAAGUCUGUCUUUGAGAGCAUUGUCAACAAGACGCCAACCGUCAAGGCCACCACGACCAAACCUGCGCCUAAAUCUGUGUUUGAAACUGGUCCCAAGGCUCCUGCCUCCUCCGGCAACAUCUUUGGUCAUCUUUCCGACAGCAAGAGCAGCAACGAUGAUGCCGAUGCGGAUAGCGAUGCCGAGACCGCUUCCAACGUUGACGACGAUGAGGAUGAGCCCGAAGCUCAGCGUGAUGGGUCUGCCAGCAUUGGUGUUGUUACCCCUCAGUUUGGGCUGGGAAGCCAGGCAGCGGUGAAUGGCGGAUCUAGUGCCUCCUCAGACGCCGGAGGAAGCUUCCAGGGCCGCAGCAUCUUCGAUCGUAUCACCAAAGGAUCUGACGGACAACCAAUUCGCAAGCCCGUUUCUCAAGCUGGCAAGUCUGACUUGUUCUCUGCCACCCUCAAGGAGGACCGACCACUCAGCACAAUCCAGGAGCAAGCCUCUUCCCCUGCUCCGCCAAGCGCUAGCUUUUCCUUCGGUGUCACCCCUGCUUCGCAGCCUUCCCAGCCCGAACAGAACGGUAACAUCUUUGGAGCCAACACUUCUUUCACAUUCUCAGCUGGAGGCAAUGAUGGCGCUGCUAUCAACAAUCCUUUUGCUACUGGAGGCGCCGCUACUCCCACCUCGUCAUCGUUUACCUUUGGCCAGACAGGUGGCACCUCUGCGCCGUUUGUCUUUGGACAAAGCAGUCAAAACACUCCAUCCAUCACCUUUGGCGGUGCCCAGGACUCUACACAACAAAACGGCAGCUCCAACAUGUUCGCCUUUGGUGGUCAACAGCCCUCUGGGGGUGGAUCCAUGUUCAACCUGGCGCCGCCCGUAGGGGGGACAUCAACAGGUACUGAUUCCCCCAAAACCUUCGGCGGUGCUUCAAGCUUGGCCACGACGCCGGCUGUGGGGACACCAGAGCCAGUGGCCGCCGAGUCCAAGGAUGCUCAAGGAACGCACGCUGACGGGGAUGAGGCACCACAGGAGCAAAUCUCGCUAGUCGAAGGCGGCCCGGGGGAAGAGGACGAGUCCGUCGUGUAUGAAGUUCGUGCCAAGGCGUAUAAGCUCGUUGCUCCCGACGACGAUGACGAUGACGAAGGCUCCAAGGAGAAGAAGAAGCCCUCCGUGUGGAAGACGCAGGGAGUUGGCCCCCUGCGUCUGCUCAAGCACAAGAAUACCGGUGCGGUGCGCAUGCUGAUGCGUGUCGAACCCCGCGGCAAUAUCGCGCUCAACAAGAUCAUCCUCCCCAACUUCACCUACAAGCCCGAUGCUGCGGCUCCCAAGAACAUCAAGAUCACCACGGCGACGGACGAUGGCAAGGGUUUGGAGACUUGGAUGCUCACCACCAAGACCACGCAGGCUUUGGCUGAUGCGCUGGAAGAGCACAAGAAGGCAAAUGAAAAGAAGGAUUAA